This is a messenger RNA of Arabidopsis thaliana (thale cress), 1230 nucleotides long. RefSeq names its product Calcium-dependent lipid-binding (CaLB domain) family protein. Bases 565 to 1011 code for a protein of 148 amino acids. Gene Ontology annotation, cellular component: nucleus; plasma membrane. The transcript has 4 exons. Lineage: Eukaryota; Viridiplantae; Streptophyta; Magnoliopsida; Brassicales; Brassicaceae. The record is from RefSeq and is marked reviewed.
CUUUUUGAUUAGAUUAUGCAUCGUUUUGGGUUUGAUUCUUUGGUGAUCACAAAUGGAAUGUGGAUUAUGAAAUCUUAUUAGAGUUAUAGUCACAUGGUGGAGGUACAAUGUGAGGGACUGAUCAUUACCAUGUGAUGGUUUUUGUGGCCACCCAUGUGAGAAAGAUCUCAAUUUGAUCUUUGCUUUGUGUUUCUUUGGCUAAAAAACAAAACUUUAUAAGACAUCCUAUGCAAAAUCUUGUCAUGUUCUGAAAUUACAAAUUCUUGUAUUAGUCUUGUGUUGCAAAACAUAUAUUUCUUUUUCAAUAUAAAAUUUUGUUGAAGGGUAUUAGUCUUUUUACGAUUAGUCUCUAUGCAUAAUCUUGUUGAAGAGUCAUCUCCCAAAACUAAUGAGCAUGUAUAGGCUCUUGUUGAAGGGUCAUUUCCCAAAGCUGGCAAAUCAUAAUUACAUAAUCUUGUUGAAUGGUCAUCUCAGGAUCACAGUUUGUCAAAUAGAAACAAUGUCAUCUGGGUUAAGAAAGUUGAAAGUGGACAUGAUUGACUUGGCUUAGAUGAUUGUGUCUCUAUGAAACUGAAGACGCGUGUGAUUAAUAAUAACUGUAAUCCAGUGUGGAACGAACAACUGACCCUUUCCAUCAAAGAUGUGAAUGAUCCUAUCCGUCUGACGGUGUUUGAUAAAGAUAGAUUCUCGGGAGAUGACAAAAUGGGUGAUGCAGAAAUAGACUUUAGGCCGUUCCUAGAAGCGCAUCAAAUGGAGUUAGAUUUCCAGAAGCUCCCCAAUGGUUGUGCAAUCAAGAGGAUCCGUCCAGGCAGGACCAACUGUUUAGCUGAAGAGAGCAGCAUCACUUGGAGCAAUGGGAAGAUCAUGCAAGAGAUGAUUCUUAGACUAAAGAAUGUGGAGUGUGGGGAAGUAGAGCUCAUGCUUGAGUGGACUGAUGGUCCAGGCUGCAAGGGUCUGGGACGCGAAGGAUCCAAGAAGACACCAUGGAUGCCGACAAAACGAUUGGACUAAGAUGCAGAAAUGUUAAAACAGAGACCGUGAAGAUGUGAUGGUAUUUUUUCGUUAUGUUCAUGGAAAGACGAGUUUGUCUUUGUCUCAUCAGAGUUUAAAUUGACAAAAAAGGCUCUGCUUUGGUCUUUAGUUGUACAUGUCGAAUAACUCAACCCUUAUAUAUAUUGUAUCUGUUUCUACUAAUUGAAGAAAUAAAGCAAACCCUGAAUUUCUAGAACC